UCCACACAACAAGACACGCCGAGACACAGAGAAGGAGAAAGAGAGAGGGAGAUGGCAGCCGCUGGAGUUAGCAGGGAGCAGAGGUGGAGCCUCGCCGGCGCAACGGCGCUGGUCACCGGCGGCAGCAGAGGAAUUGGGCACGCAAUCGUGGAGGAGCUCGUCGGGCUGGGGGCGCGGGUGCACACCUGCUCCGAGAACGCGGUGGAGCUGGAGGCGUGCCGUCGGCGGUGGGAGGAGAUGAAGCUUCCGGUCACCGUCUCCGUCUGCGACGUCUCCGUGCGGGCCGAGAGGGAGACGCUCAUGGAGACGGUGAAGCAAUCCUUGGACGGCAAGCUCGACAUACUAGUAAACAACGUGGGACGGAAUCUGGCGAAGGCGGCGGUGGAGUGGACGGCGGAGGAGUACUCGCAUCUCAUGUCGACCAACUUAGAGUCGGCCUUGCACCUGAGUCAGCUCGCACACCCCUUCCUCCUCCACGCCGCCAUCGCCGGAGGAGGCAGCAUCGUUAACAUCUCCUCAAUUGCAAGCUCACUUGGAUACCCCACCCUCGCACUAUACUGCAUCACAAAAGGAGGAAUUAAUCAGCUCACGAGGAGCCUUGCUGCCGAGUGGGCUCCAGACAAGAUUCGUGUCAACUCCGUCGCUCCGGGUGGGAUCAAUACCGAGCUGCAAAAGAGUGUGGAUCCGGAGGUCACUAAAAGUACACUGUUGCGAACUCCAAUGCAUCGACUUGGUGAGCCAGUGGAGGUGGCGUCGACGGUGUCGUUCCUUUGCAUGCCGGCAGCUUCAUACAUCACCGGCCAGGUCAUCUAUGUCGAUGGGGGUCGAACCAUUAGUGGCUAAUUAUUUUAGCCCCGGCGGUGCAUCUAGCGCCGUUGAAGCGCGUGUGAGGUGUCUCUUUGAUGAAUGGUGUGUGAUUAUGUCGGUAUUUUUCUUCAUUGAUCCAUAUGGCUUUGGUAUUUGUUCAUGUGAGUUCGUGUGUCUAAAAAGUGGAUCCUUUUAAUCUGUGUUUCUCUUCA
This is a messenger RNA of Hordeum vulgare subsp. vulgare (domesticated barley), 1019 nucleotides long. RefSeq names its product noroxomaritidine/norcraugsodine reductase-like. Bases 52 to 843 code for a protein of 263 amino acids. The transcript is spliced from 5 exons. Gene Ontology annotation, molecular function: oxidoreductase activity. Lineage: Eukaryota; Viridiplantae; Streptophyta; Magnoliopsida; Poales; Poaceae. The record is from RefSeq and is a predicted model, not a curated record.